CCGCCGCAUCACAGUCUAUUCUCUAUAGUUCACUUCACACCAUUAACUGUUGAUCACAAACGAGAAGAAGCAGAGCAUUAACCAUGGCGACGGCUAUGCUGAAACGGACGACGAUGGUGAAGUCAAUGGUCAACAGGUUGAGGUCAUACGCAUCGGUUGCAGUGGGUUCGGACCUGAUCUCGGCCGCACCCAAUGCCUCUCUCCAGAAAGCUCGCUCUUGGGACGAAGGCGUUUCCUCCAACUUCUCCACUACCCCUCUCAAAGACAUCUUCAAGGGCAAAAAUGUUGUUAUCUUUGGACUUCCGGGUGCAUACACCGGAGUUUGUUCAGCUCAACAUGUGCCUAGCUACAAGAAUAACAUUGAUAAGUUUAAGGCCAAAGGAAUUGACUCGGUGGUCUGUGUAGCUGUCAAUGACCCAUAUACGAUGAAUGGCUGGGCAGAGAAGCUUCAAGCAAAAGAUGCUAUUGAGUUCUAUGGUGAUUUUGAUGGGAGUUUCCACAAGAGCUUGGACUUAACAAUUGACCUCUCUGGUGCUUUGCUCGGAAUACGAUCCCAUAGGUGGUCUGCAUACAUAGUUGAUGGACAGGUCAAGGUUCUCAAUAUUGAACAGGCUCCAUCUGAUUUCAAGGUAUCUGGUGGAGAUGUCAUCUUGGGACAGAUCUAGAGUCUGUUUUAUUUGCAGUUUUAAUUAAUAAUGAGCUUUUGUCUAGUCAUACGGAAGGGCAAAUACUGGUCUAUUCUUCUCCCAAAUUCCUAACUGUCCCUUGGCUUUGUAAAUGCAAUGCUUUGGUAUUCUCUGCUAAAGCCUAUAGGGUUCCCAACUUUGUUGCAAAUAAUCACCAUUUAUAUGAAGAAAAACAUUAGCUAGUUGAAACCAAA
This is a messenger RNA of Ipomoea triloba (trilobed morning glory), 880 nucleotides long. Its product is annotated as peroxiredoxin-2F, mitochondrial. The record is from RefSeq and is a predicted model, not a curated record. NCBI's taxonomy places the organism in Eukaryota, Viridiplantae, Streptophyta, Magnoliopsida, Solanales, Convolvulaceae. Gene Ontology annotation, cellular component: cytoplasm; mitochondrion. The coding region runs from base 84 to 665 and encodes 193 amino acids. Gene Ontology annotation, molecular function: thioredoxin peroxidase activity. Gene Ontology annotation, biological process: cellular response to oxidative stress; cell redox homeostasis; hydrogen peroxide catabolic process. The transcript is spliced from 5 exons.